Megalops cyprinoides (Indo-Pacific tarpon) is the source of this 4314-nucleotide messenger RNA. RefSeq names its product rho GTPase-activating protein 27-like. The transcript has 19 exons. Gene Ontology annotation, cellular component: cytoplasm. The coding region runs from base 359 to 3445 and encodes 1028 amino acids. NCBI's taxonomy places the organism in Eukaryota, Metazoa, Chordata, Actinopteri, Elopiformes, Megalopidae. The record is from RefSeq and is a predicted model, not a curated record. Gene Ontology annotation, biological process: signal transduction; regulation of GTPase activity. Gene Ontology annotation, molecular function: protein binding.
GCAAGUUGAAACCGGUGCGCACGCAAGACGCGCACACACGCACUCGCGCACACACGCAUACACAUACACAGACACACACACCAACCAGCUCAGGGCUUCUCAGAACCAGAGCUGGGAGUCUGAGCCUCAGGUAGAGAGACACAGAGGGAAACUGCUCAGAGAGGAGGGAGCGCAGAGAGAGGGAAUAAAGGAGAUGGAAUGACCCAUUGCUGAGCUCCAGGAUUUCUUCUUACAAACGGCCCACGGGAAAAGAAAGCAAGAUGAUCUCAUGGUCCUCUCUCUCAAGCUCCGUCACGGCAGCUCUUGAGCCCUGAUUGCCGCUUGUGAAGAUUGCCUUCACCCAGGCAGGCCAGUCGAGAUGACAGCCGUACCCAACAAGGAGCUGGUGCUCGUCGAGUUCGAGUACGAGUACACCGGCAGAGAUGGCGGCCUGGUGUCCAUCAAGCCCAACGAACGGUACAUCCUCCUCGCCAAAACCAACGACCACUGGUGGCACGUCCGCAAGGACGAGCGCACCAAGCCGUUUUACAUCCCGGCCAAGUACGUGAAGGAGCUGCCGUCCGAUUUCCCCUCUCCGCUGGACUUCAUAUGCCCGAGCAUGCCCAAGGUCCCAGAGAAUGCGAGCUCCAAAAAGCCCAUAGAGAUGGUGGAGGAGAGACCGGGCGAAGUGACCAUUCGGGUCCGGCCACAGGGCAACUACAAGAAGGCGGAGAAUCGGAUGUCGACGUUCGGUGUCCCGCUGGACCUCCACGAUCCCGUUUUGAAACGCGGUGGGCAUGCGGAUUCGGUGGGGGUGCUCCAGCCCCACUCUUGCGAGAGCACCACACCCUCGGCCUGCACCAAAGAUGGAAAGAGGUUCAAUACGGCUCCCAGUGCGUCCUCUGGCUCCCGCCCACUUCCGGACGACCUGCAGCAAUUAGCCCUGAAGUCCAGAGUCCCCAGCUUCAGCCCGGCUGACCCGGUAAUCAGACCAAUCCAGGCAAAGCCGGUUGAGCCACCCGUUAUCAAGGACAUUGAGGUUCAAGAGCCACUGGAAACGCCAAAACCGCCUGCUGGAUUUGAAGAUCCACCGGGUCCGGAUUCUGACCUAUCACAGGACUCAGAGAAUAUUUAUGAAUCUAUAGCAGACAUACAGGACUUGAGGCUAACGGAAUCACCUGUGAGAGAAACAGCUCCACCUCUUACACCAGCUCCAGCUGCUACUCCAGCGCCGGUCCUGGCUCCAGCACAACCUCCACCACCUCCUGCUCCAUCACAGACUGAGAAGACAAAACCCAGCACUGCGGUGUAUGUCAACAUAUCAGACUUGAAAAAGAUUCCACAAUCCACCCCAUCUGUCUCCUCCGCCUCGGGAGCAUCAUGCCGCCUGUCUCUGGAUUCGGAGGGAUGGGAGGUACACACUGACCAGGAGAGCGGCCAGGAGUACUACUACCACCCUGCUACAGGACAGAGCACCUGGGACAACCCUCGCAGUCCCCUCGCAGACCCCGAGUCGCCCCUGGAGGCGCGGUCCUCCCCCUCACCGGUCCACUCCCCCAGCCCGUCCCCAUCAGUCCCCAGCUCGGGGGGCUCCGACUGGGAGCGGCUCCUGGAUGAGGCCAGCGGCCGGCACUACUUCUACAACCACGUGUCCAGGGAGACGUCCUGGGUGCCUCCGGAGCUGGCCUCCCCUUCCUCCCCGGUCAUGGAGCCUCAGGGCCUGCAGAAGCCCCGGGACAAUGGCCCGCCUCCCCUCCCCGAGGAAGAUUACCCCUUGGAUGACCACGAGGAGCCCAGGCCUCCCCUGACCUUCCCCAAAGACUUGCCCCAGAUAAAGCGGGCGGUGAUCCCACGGGCCAGCGUGGACACCAACCCCCCGGUGGGCUGGACGCGCUCGCUGGAUCCAGAGGGGAAGACCGUGUUCACCAGCGAUCGCACCCUGGAGCAGUGGAUAAUGUCAGUGGAUGAGAGAGGACAGACGUACUACUACCUGCGAGAUGGAUCCAGGUCCCAGUGGAACUUGCCAGAGCUUUCGGGUGCGCCCGGCCAGCUGAAGGUGGGGAACGGAGUUGACCCAGAGGGUGUGGGCGUUUUGAAGAACUGGAGGCACACCAUGAGCCCCAGCCCCAACAAGGACGAUGUGAAAUUCUUCCCAAAUCACAGGAGAAACGUCUCUGACUACGCCAGUGACGCAUCUAGCUCAGGCAACUCUCCAGAGUUAUCUCACCAUGCUGAUAGGUUCAAACAUCGGAGGAAUCCCUCCAAUCAGAGCUCAGACUCCCAGCAGCAACAUGCCCAGAUUUUGGAAAAAGCUGGAAUUGUCAACAAAACCAAAAUUGCUGAGAAUGGGAAAAGGCUAAGGAAGAACUGGGCGCCGUCCUGGACGGUGCUCCAUGGCGGAAUUCUAACCUUUCAUAAAGACCCAAAGUCUACGCCGACCGGAACCACGAACAAAACCAAUCAGAUCGUCCCAGAAUACACGGUGGAGCUACGCGGGGCGACAAUUAACUGGGCCUCCAAGGACAAAUCCAGCAAGAAGCACGUUUUGGAGCUGAAGACGCGGCACGGGUCCGAGUACCUGAUGCAGUAUGACACAGAGAGCAUCAUCAGCGACUGGCUCAGAGUGAUCACCGACAGCAUCCGGCAGCUGGAUAUGGACCACCACUCUGAAGAGGAGGACGACGAGGGCAGCGAGAAGUCCCCGGCGGCUGCAGAAAAGGACGACAAGGACAAGAAGAAAAACUCCACCAGGCAGAGCGUGUCAGGUCCCAGUGCGGAUUCAGAGCAGGGGAGGGUGCGCACCAAACUCCGCAAGUUCCUGCAGAGGAGGCCAACGCUGCAGUCUGUCAAGGAGAAGGGCUACAUUCGGGACAGCGUGUUUGGCUGCCAUUUAGACACUCUGUGUAUGCGGGAGAACACCACCAUCCCCAGCUUUGUUGAGAAGUGCAUCAAGUCUGUGGAAAAGCGAGGUCUGAAUAUUGACGGGAUCUAUCGGGUCAGCGGGAACCUGGCUGUCAUCCAGAAACUGCGGCACAAAGCGGACCAUGAGGAGAACCUGGACCUGGAGGAUGGGCAGUGGGAGGAGAUCCACGUCAUCACGGGGGCGCUGAAGCUCUUCUUCCGAGAGCUCUCCGAGCCACUCUUCCCCUUUAGCCACUUUGACGGCUUCAUCGCGGCCAUCAAACUCGGUGAUUAUAGCCAGAGGGUGUCUUACAUGCACGACCUGGUUAAGACUCUCCCUUUGCCCAAUCAUGACACCAUGGAGCUUCUCUUCAGACACCUGCGCAAGGUGAUCGAGUUUGGAGAGGUGAACCGCAUGUCUGUUCAGAGCGUAGCCAUUGUCUUUGGCCCCACCCUGCUAAGGCCCGAGACGGAAUCUGCCAACAUCACCAUGCACAUGGUCUUCCAGAACCAGAUUGUGGAGCUCAUUCUCAACGAGUAUGAUAAGAUCUUCCGUCCGGACUGAAACUCCAGCCUUGGACAGUGGACACAGGCUGCUGGGAAGGACAAUGGGAGCAUGGGCUGCUGCAUCAACAGGGUUGGAGCAAGAUUGAUUAGGGCCAAGUAGCUGGGCCUGGUGACUUCUUCCAUUUCUAAACAUGCAUGUUUUGUAUUUAGGGCUCCCCAGUUUCAGUCCUGUUUGACUGUGGCACAGGGCUCCCAUUAUAAUUCCCCAUCCAUCUGUAUUGGUACUCCUUGUCUUCUCAAUACCUGUGAGAAGACAAGGGGAAAGCAGUUUAUUGGCCAGCCCUGAAGCAGAGGAAAGUGACAUCUUUUUUGAUGAUCCACAUAACAAGCCUGUGGUAACCUACUAUUUUGAUGUUGUUUGAUGUACAAUGACGCCUUGGGUAACCUACUCUUUUGAUGUUGUUAGAAUUACAACAAUAUUUUUGGUAUAAAUCUGUUAUUCCAAUGAAUGACAUUUUCUGGUUUUCAGAGGGAUUGAUUGUCGACUGUAUUGAACCAUUUGUGAAAUCUGGAUUUCUACCACAGAGUUGCCAUAUAAAGAAUAGAUUUAAUUUUUUUUCCUUCACUGUCUAAAAUGUCCUGAAAUGUUUGUUACUGUGAUGUAUAAUGGGACAUUCUAUAAUUGCCACUGCCAUAGCCUUAAUGUUAAAGGGAAGAUUACUUGCUUCAUGGUUAUUGUACAAUGUUCCUAAAAAGCUGGAGGUGGUAAAAUACAGUAAUACAGCUACUUUGUACUGAGAUGACAAUGCAUUUAGACGAUUAUACAUAUUUUUAUAAAUUCCAAGCAUUAAAUGUUAAAUAUUAGGGAAAACAGCUUGUGGUUGUACAGUCUACUUUUGUUAGCAUUAAUGCUAUAUAGAAGGAGGA